AACAUUGCAUUCAACAGGUAAUGGAGCGCGCUGUGUCGUGGGAUGACCCUGUAUUCACAGGAAGGUGCAACAUAUUCACACAACGCUGUAACCUUAGAUCACCGUCGGUAUUAUCGACACCCAUAAUACCACUGUAACUCGGUUCCGCCUCAGUGACCCAGACCACUGAACCGAGAACAGUUCAACACGACCCUUUCCUGGGUAACAUCUGCCUGUCAGACCAGCGGGCUGGCUCGCCGCGACACACUCUCUACACCUGUAUCUUCACUACAGGUAACACAGGUGAGCCAAGAUGGUUGCAGUGGGCACGUUGCUUGGUAACGACACAAUGGCGGACCACUCAAGCAACUUGGGCGUGGGGGUGUUCGGCGUCAUCCUCACCAUAUGGAUCAUCGUUUCCAACUCCGCCCUCAUCAUCAGCAUCCUCAUGGACGACGUCAGACGCCGCAGCAUUUUCUGCCUCCACAUCGUCAACCUGGCUGUAGCUGACCUACUAGUGGGCGUGGUGGUGGUCCCAAUCAUGGCGGACUACCUCCUGGGAGGGUCGUGGGACCUUGGUGAAGACGUGUGUCAGUUCUGGCUCAUCUCUGACGUCCUGCUCUGCACUGUGUCUAUCAUCGCUCUGGUGAUGAUCAGCUGUGACCGCUUCAUGUAUCUCACCUGUCCCCGGAUGUUCCUGGAACACAGCCGCUACAUUGUGUGUUGCCUCAUGAUCAUGCUGCCAUGGGUGGUCGGCAUGGCGCUCGUUCUGCCGCUAUGGAUCAUGGGUAAAGGGGAGAUAAACAACCCGGAGAACGAUUGCAUGUUGCUUUUGAGACAAGAUUACAAAAUAUCGUCAUUAUUUGUCAGUUUCUUCGUGCCGGCGUUUUUGGCCAUCGGAGUCAACGUUGCCAUUCUCCUGAUGUUGUUUGUGUUGAGACAGAGGCUGGAUGAACUUCCCCUCAAGAGGAAGAACGAGAACCCAAAGCGACAGAUAUUCUGUGUGUGCAUUGUCAGCGUUGUGUUCACCGUAAUGUGGGCGCCAUUCUUUGUGGUGUCUCUUCUGAUGGCGGUAGGGGAAUACAAACCGCCAAGGGCUAUCAUUACACUCACUAUCUGGAUGGGGUACUGCAACUCGGGGGUCAACCCCCUUCUGUGGCUGGUGUUCCCGCAAGUGAGGGAGGGAUUCCGGGCGUUGCUGUGUUGUUGCAGACGGGAGGAGGAGGAGGAGGACGAUUCAGACGAGGUUGAUGAGGAUGAAGCGAGGAGGUCCAUGAUGGAUGAUAAUGAUGAAGUGUUUGAGCUGAAGGAUACAGAAACACACUGCAACAGCUUGGUGUAUCAGCUCUGGUCGGAGGAGAGACAUUGUUUAGCUGACUCUGUGGUCAGUUUACACUGCCGCCAGGUGUAUCAGCUCUGGUCAGAACUUGCCGCUCCCUUCAGUUUCGUCAUGGAAACCUUCGGUUUGAACCAGACAGAGGAUUACGUCUCAACUGUGGUAGACUUGGGUCAUAGGAUGUUUGGUAUUUUUGGCGCCAUCCUCGCCAUAUGGAUCAUCGUUUCCAACUCCAUCCUCAUCCUCAGCAUCCUCAUGGACGACACCAGACGCCGCAACCUCUUCUGGCUUCUCAUCAUCAACUUCGCAGUCGCUGACCUACUGAGGGGUGUGGCGAUUGUACCAUUAAGCUCGCACAAUUACUACACAGGGUACUGGGCGUUUGGAGGAGUCCUUUGCCAGGUUUGGACCACCUCUGACAUUCUAUUAAGCACUGUUUCUAUCGUCGCUCUUGUAGUCAUCAGCUGCGAGCGCUUGGUGUAUCUGAAACACAGCAGCCGGACAACGAGGAGGGUGGCCAGCUGCUGUUUCACUUGUCUCAUCAUAACGUUCCCAUGGGCGACAGGCGCGGCUAUCGCCAUACUCCAAACAUUUGCGAUGUACGGUAAUCAAUGCUAUUAUGAUGCAGGCCCGAUUUCCCAAAUAGUAUCAAUAGUAAUAAGUUUCUUCAUUCCGACAUUUGUAUCAAUCUGCGUCAAUAUCGGGAUACUUAUGAACUUGGGUGAGUUGAGGCACCUGCAGGACGAGUCCCCCAAGAAACAGAUCGUAGGAGUUGUCAUAGUCAGUGUUGUCUUUGUAUUGAUGUGGGCGCCUUUAAAUGUAUUAUCCCUUCUAAACACGAUGGGCGUAUACACCACGUACAUAGUGCAUAGCUCAUCGUAUUGGUUGGCAUUUGCCAACUCGGGAGUGACCCCCCUUCUGUGGCUUGUGUCCCCCAAAGUAAGGGAGGGGUACUGGGCGCUGCUACGUUGUCGAGUAAGAGGGCAACAGAAGAGGACUGAGCAAGUUGAUGAAGUUACCAUGUCGACCAUGAGUUGAAAUAGCCUUCAGAGAAUUGUGGAAGGAAAGCCUCACGGUAACACUGAAAAUGUGUAUAACGUUCGUAUUUGCAUAAAAUAGUACGGAGGCCAACUUUUCGAGGCUACUUCUUGCCCUUGAUUCACCUGAGAAGGGCUAAUACGUGUCUAUUAUUCUCAUACACGUGCCUACACAUGGAUAUCUGUACAUGUAUAUAGGAGGGUUGAUUGAUAAGUUCUAAGCCUUACAUAGAAGGAAUUUCGUAAUAUAAGGGAAACCUUUGCUGUGUACAUUACAAGAUGUCAUAGAGGUAUAUCUACAAAUACCUGAGUCAAAUGAACACAUUAUUUGGCUUAGCAAUUCAGUAAAUAAGCAGGGCUCUGUGAGCUUUGGAACAUGGACAAAAGUGCGGAACGCAAUCUCAUUAAAACCAGACCUUAGUUCUCGCUACCGCUAAACAA
This is a messenger RNA of Haliotis rufescens (red abalone), 2793 nucleotides long. RefSeq lists its product as uncharacterized. The record is from RefSeq and is a predicted model, not a curated record. Bases 293 to 2353 code for a protein of 686 amino acids. The transcript is spliced from 4 exons. Gene Ontology annotation, cellular component: membrane. Gene Ontology annotation, biological process: adenylate cyclase-activating adrenergic receptor signaling pathway. Gene Ontology annotation, molecular function: G protein-coupled receptor activity. Lineage: Eukaryota; Metazoa; Mollusca; Gastropoda; Lepetellida; Haliotidae.